AUGUUAACACAUCAGUACGACGACUCGGAGCAGCUACUACCAAUGAUUGGCAUCGUAUUCAUGGUGCUGACGAUUGUGAUCAAGUCGAUUAUGUGGGUGUUUUGUCGAAACCACAAGAACUCGAGCAUGCAUGCGAUAGCACAGGACUCGGAAAAUGAUGCCAUGUUCAAUAUCAUUUCGCUCGUGUUCCCGAUCCUCGGACAGUACUUGGGCAUCGGCUUGCUGGAUCCAAUCGGCGGUGCUGGAUUGUCUCUUUACAUCAUCUCCGAGUGGGUCGCCACUCUCGCAGAUACGACGGACAAGCUCACAGGCAAGGUCGCCAGUGCACAGGAUGCAGGCCGAUGCCUGUAUCUUGUGUCUAGGUUCUCGCCUGUCCAGGCGAUCUCAGGUUUUGAGAUGUACCAUGUGGGAGACAAUAUGGUCGCUGAAGUUGACGUCGUCCUGCCGAUGAGCUUCAAGCUCAAAGAAGCUCAUGACCUGGGUGAGGUACGUGUCAAAGAUGACAGCUUAAUUACAUGCUUGCCCCCACUUGUCAACAUGUACUGA
Malassezia globosa CBS 7966 is the source of this 546-nucleotide messenger RNA. RefSeq lists its product as uncharacterized. The record is from RefSeq and is a predicted model, not a curated record. Gene Ontology annotation, biological process: transmembrane transport; monoatomic cation transport. Gene Ontology annotation, molecular function: monoatomic cation transmembrane transporter activity. Bases 1 to 546 code for a protein of 181 amino acids. The transcript has a single exon. Lineage: Eukaryota; Fungi; Basidiomycota; Malasseziomycetes; Malasseziales; Malasseziaceae. Gene Ontology annotation, cellular component: membrane.